AUGAAGGCGUAUCGGCUUGCGUCGGGACUGUCUGGCAGCCUCACACGCAGCGCGUAUGGCGUGCGGAUGACCCGAUGGACACCACAACAUAGACGAGCGACGGGCGGCCCAGCUCCAACCCAAAACGCGGGGACACCAGCAACAAACGGGAGUGAGAACGGGAAUGGAAAUGGGAAAGGGACUGGCGGAAAGGGCUGGGGUGCAGCCGCAACAGCGGCUGUUAUAGGGGCCGUCGGCUUUGGUGCAGGCGUACUGUUCACGAGACAUAACACGACGGCGACAACUGACCGACCCCCAUACGCCAGCCCCGCCGAGAUGCUAGUAGCCGCGAAGGAAAUCGCCCAGCUGCUCGGCGAGGACGCAGUGACCUACGACCCUGAGGUGCUCGAGCACCACGGACACUCGGACUGGUCAACAUCCAACUCGCCCGGCCGCGCGGUGGCCGUCGUGUACCCAAGGUCGACCGAGGACGUGUCGGCCAUCGCGCGCAUCUGUCACGGCCGAAACGUGCCGAUGGUGCCGUUCGGUGCCGGAUCGAGCAUCGAGGGCAACUUCUCGCAGCCGCACUCGGGCAUCUGCAUCGACUUUGCCUACAUGGAUAAGAUCAUCGCGUUUCACCCGGACGACAUGGACGUAGUAGUGCAGCCGGGGGUCAACUGGAUGGACCUGAACCGGCAGAUCGCGGACAGCGGCCUGUUUGCGCCCAUGGAUCCCUCGCCGACGGCCAGCGUGGGCGGGAUGAUCUCGACCAACUGCUCCGGCACCAACGCCUUUCGCUACGGCACGAUGAAAGACUGGGUGCUCAACCUAACGGUGGUGUUGGCCGAUGGGACCGUCAUCAAGACGCGACGGCGCCCGCGCAAGACCUCGGCCGGGUACAACCUGACAUCGCUCUUCGUGGGCGCAGAGGGCACACUGGGGAUGGUCACGGAAGCCACGCUCAAGCUGGCUCCCAUCCCGCAGGACACUAGCGUGGCGGUCGUUCCGUUCCCGACGAUUCGCGCAGCUGCAGCCGCUGCGACGGCCAUGAUCCGAUCGGGCAUCCAGCUCGCCGCGCUCGAAAUUAUGGACGAGCAGCAGAUGGCCAUCCUCAACGCGUACGGUAGCCCGACCGUCCGCAAGCGCCACUGGGCCGAGCAGCCGACCUUGUUUCUCAAGUUCUCCGGCACCACUGACGCGAUUCGCUCCGACAUUGCCCGGAUCGACGCCUUGUUACAGGCUCUCCCAGCAGCCGAUUCAACACCAGACAAUACUACCCCAACUACAACAACCGCGGAAGCCGCAGCAGAAACAGCAGCAGAAGCACCAGCAGCAACAGCAACAGCAGCCAUCCCCUUCCACUUCGCCCGCAGCAAGCAAGAAGAACACGACCUCUGGGCCGCCCGCAAGGAAGCCCUCUUCACCAUGACCUCGACGCGCCCCUCCGGCCAUGCAAUGUGGUCCACCGACGUAGCAGUCCCCAUCUCCCGCCUCGCCGAAAUGGUCGAUUGGUCCAAAGCCGAGUGCAGUCAACUCGGCAUCUUUGCCAGCGUCGUCGGCCACGUCGGCGACGGCAACUUCCAUGUGGCCAUGACGUACGACCCUGCGGAUGCGGUGCAAGCGGAGGCUGUCCGGCGGUGUGUGCAUCGCAUGAUGGACCGGGCGCUGGAGAUGGAAGGGACGGUGAGUGGGGAACAUGCGAUUGGGAUUGGGAAGAAGGCGUGUUUGGUGGAUGAGCUGGGGGUGGAGACGAUUGGGGUGAUGAGGAGGUUGAAGAAGGCGGUGGAUCCGAAGGGGGUGAUGAAUCCGGGGAAGGUGUUUGACUGA
This is a messenger RNA of Dichotomopilus funicola, 1806 nucleotides long. Its product is annotated as d-lactate dehydrogenase. Lineage: Eukaryota; Fungi; Ascomycota; Sordariomycetes; Sordariales; Chaetomiaceae. Gene Ontology annotation, cellular component: mitochondrion. The transcript is spliced from 2 exons. Gene Ontology annotation, molecular function: D-lactate dehydrogenase (cytochrome) activity; FAD binding; D-lactate dehydrogenase (NAD+) activity. The record is from RefSeq and is a predicted model, not a curated record. The coding region runs from base 1 to 1806 and encodes 601 amino acids. Gene Ontology annotation, biological process: lactate catabolic process.